Pseudozyma flocculosa PF-1 is the source of this 3009-nucleotide messenger RNA. RefSeq lists its product as uncharacterized. The transcript has 3 exons. Lineage: Eukaryota; Fungi; Basidiomycota; Ustilaginomycetes; Ustilaginales; Ustilaginaceae. Bases 1 to 3009 code for a protein of 1002 amino acids. The record is from RefSeq and is a predicted model, not a curated record.
AUGCAGCCCGACUUCGACAUCACACGCAGCGGCAGCGGCAUUCCGGGCCCGCCACCAGAGGUCGAGCCCCUCUCCCCCAAGAGGACACUGUCGAUCGUUGACGAGUCGCCCUCGCCUCCUUCACCCCAGCUCAGGCGGCAGACUGCCAUCCGACGAGACGGCAGCUCGCCGGACCUCAAGGCCAGAUCGUCGCGGGCAUAUCUCGGGAGGAUCUCGUCCCCGCUGCACCACGAGCUGGCCGCGUCGGCCCACGCCACGCAAUCGUCCUUGGCCGACCUGACCACUAGCGAGACGUCAUCUGAGGGUGCCGCCACCGUCCGAGCAGGAGCGCGCAUCCGAAACGGCAGCAUCUCGAGGAACGGCACCUCGAAGCUUGCGCUGAGCUUUGCCCAGGGCGACGACGACGACCCGACCGGCAUCGUCGCUCACAAGCGGCUCUCUGCGCUCUCGGGAGACGAUCCGCGGACGCCGCGGCCGCGCGACGCGCACACAGACUCACCCGUGUCGGCGACGUCGAGCUACGACAGCGAGGACGACAAGCAGCUGCUCACCCCGCUGGACGGCUCCGGCUCAUCGAUAGCGCUCGACGACGCCGCAAUGGCGACGCCGCUGUCCGACUCGUUCUCGAGGGCGUCGAUCUCGACGCCUCCAGAGCCGCUGACGGCGGCGAGGGUUGGGAUGAGGCUCGGCAUCGGCAACAUCGGUGCUUCGACGGACGUCGGCAGUCUCGGGAUCGGACUCGACGGUCGUCGCGGCAUGCCGGACGCGACGCCUUCGCCGAAGCCCGACGACGACCUCAGCAAGCGGGACCUGUCGGCUCCCAUGAUGCGCACCACGAGCAGCAGCCAGCGGGCGCCGGUGCUGUCGCGGGAGACGCUCUACCAGAUCGGCACCGUGGCCGGCCUCACGCCGCCAGUCAGCUCCGUCACGGCGACGGGCGGUCUGCCGACCGAGGUCAGCAGCGUCGUCAGCAACGGCCUCGAGAUGGGCCUCGGCGUCAACCUCGCCUCGUCUGCCCUGAUCAACAGCAUCCCCGGUGCCACGUCGGCCGUCUCGGGCCUGGCAGAGCCACGCUACCACCGGCCCGGCGGCACCUCGUACGACAGCGCUCCGCUGCAGAGGGACGCUUUCAGCCCCGUCCUCACCGACCGCGCUCCUGCUCAGGCGGCACCAAAGCCGCAGACUCGAUCGCAGUCGCCGUCCACCGACGGCGCCGAGAGCGACCUGCACCGGCGCCGGACGACGGGCUGGAUGGAGGGCAACGGACGCCGGCCGGACCCUUCGAGGCAGGCCCGGCACCACCGCGCCGACACCCACGACCCCAUCAUCAGCCACGCGCGCUCGCAGCUGCUGCAGCAGCAGCACGAGAAGCAGCAGCACCACCAGAACAACUACAUCUCGCUCCGCAGCAGCCCGAUGAUUACGACGCAGGACCUGCCGAUCGGCUACAUGCUCGACAUGCCCCUGUCUGCCGAGACGAGCCUCGACCGCAACUCGUCGCUGGGCGGCCACAGCAGCACCCGCGCCCGCGCCUCGAUCAGCGGCAGCACGCAUCCCGAGACGCCGUCGUUUGGAGAGCACGCGACGCUCUCGCCAGACGCCCACAUGCACGCCGACGGCCUCAACCCGUUCCAGCUGCGCGGCGACGGCAUGCGCGGCGGCGCCGGACGCGCCAACCGCGCCCACGACCACCCCGUGGCCGAGGUCCUGCCUCGACUCAUCUCCGACAUCCCGCUCACCGGCCACGAGGGCGAGACGGUGACGAUCGCCGAGUACGGCUGCCUCAAUACCCGGUCGGUGCAGCUGAUGCAGCCCAUCAUCUCGUGGUUCGCCGAAAAAGCACAGCAGGGCGCCUCGCCGGCCAACACCGCCGCCGAUGCUGCUGCCGACCCGUCGACGGGCUACUUUGGCCUCGGCGGAGAGCCGUCGCUCGGUGCGUCGAUGCGCACCGCGCUCGGGUCGGGGCCCAAGAGCGACGUGCCCUGCCGGGUCAACUUCUCGAUCGUCCACGAGGACUCGCCCCAGGCCGACUUCCGCCCGGUGGCCCAGACGCUCAACAGCAGCUCUGAUUCGUACCUCAACAGCCACUGGCAGGCCACCCACGAGCCUUCGCUGCAGAACGCCAUCUUCCAGAGCUUCGUCUCGCGGCCGUUUGCGUCUCGGAUCGUGCCGCCGUCGACCGUCCACCUGGGCAUCAGCCUCAUGGAUCUGCACUGGAGCCACACGCCGCGCAACCCGGCCGUGUCUCAGGCGACGUCGGCGCACGCCGAGCUCACCGCGUUCCUCACCGCCCGCGCGCACGACCGGCUCGCCGACGACGGCGGCGGCGGCGGCGGCUCCGUCGUCGACCUGUCCGAUGCCAUGUCGCCGCCCCCGAGCGUACCCGGCGUCUUCCGCGAGCGGAGCCGGUCCAACUCGACGCCCAACCGGCCGACGGUGACGUCCCCGACGUCGACGUCGACGCGGAGGAGCACCGACAUCUGGACCACGCUGACCGACACGCUGGCGCCCUGCCUGCAGCGGCUGGUGUCGUGCGGCAUGCUCAAGAGCGACGUGGCGCGCCACCUGCUGACGUUGCCCAUGCACCCGCGAACGCCCAAGCAGACGCAAAACGUGCUGCGCUCGGUCAAGCACCUGUGGAGCGUCGAGUGGAGCUGCGGCCUCGACGAGGCGCUGCCGCCGAGCGAGGACCACACGCCGACCGGGGCGAGCGAGCUGCGCAGCGAGGCCGAGCCGUUGCGCCUGCCGCACCCGGCGUGGAAGGCGCUGCAGGCGGGCACGCUGUCGCGCGUGGCCUUCGCCGAACACAUGAUCCAGCUCUUCAAGAACCUGUACGAGGCCCACUUCCGCGUCAUUCUGCGCGAAAAGGGGCGGCUCAGCAAAGGGGCGGUCGAGUUUGUGCUCGACUCGCUCUGGGAUGUGCUGCAGUCGCGCAUCGACGAUCAGGAGCCGUGCCCGAUUGCCCAAUGCGAGCUCGAGGUGCAGGUCGUCGCGCUGCGCAGGCUCUGA